CUGUACAGUUAGUUCGGAUUUGCUUUCGUAGUAAAUCAGAUGUGCCGCAAGUUUCAAAAAAAUACUUCGAUAACAAUUUUCAAUUAUCGUUAUACUUUGUGAAAUUAAUAUUUGUCCAGUUAUUAAUAACAGUGAUAAAACUUCGUUUAUGUUGUAAUUAUACAAUAGAUUGUCGUUUUGCAUUCCUUGUGUAUCGUGAAAACUUGUGAACCGUGAGAGUUGGAAACUUGGUAACGAAUCUGCAAUAUAAAAUGCUACCGAGGAAAAAAGACAUGAAGUGGAUUAUCAUAGCAGUAUUAUGUCUAGUCAAAACUUCAUCGCAACAUGGAUCCGGGGCUCCACCUGGUGCUUGUCUGGACCAAAUGCCACGACACAGUGGCAUCCAACCUCAGUCAUCGGUGCCUCCAUACGCCAUUUCGACGUCUGCUGCCCAAGUUAGGCAGGGUGACAGUAUCAAUGUUACGAUUGGAAGUCCUUUCGGGGCUCCAGUCCCAAUUGGCGGGUUUAUAUUGCAAGCUAGGGCUAUACAGAAUACAGAACAAAUAAUAGGCAAGUUCACAUCAGUGCCACUUCCAGAGACAACGCAGAUUAUUAGCUGUCGCGGCAACAACGACACGGCGACUCAUUCAACGCCAGAAGACAAGCCACCGCUUUCUUUUACUUGGCAAGCACCUGCUGACUUCUUGGGUGGCGUCGAGUUUCGUGCAACAGUCGCCCAGAGCUAUGCAACAUUUUGGCGAAAUGUUGAGUCGUCAUUAGUGGAAGUGGUAAGCCCUGACACGGAGAUCACCACUCCUUCUCCAGUUUCCAGCACCCAGAAGACCAAACAAGAACCCCCUGUUAUUAUGGAGUCGAAGCCAAAGACAACUCCACCUCCUCUAGAUCUAAUAUACCAAGGCUGUGCAGACACAAAAUUAUGCUUCGGCGUACCUCAAAACUGUAUUUCAGCUGGGAACUGCAAAGCAAUCGUCUCAGUGUUUGUCGCUGGCGACGUCUAUACAUUCGAAAUUCAGGGCACAGAUAAUCCCAAAUAUGUUGCCGCUGGUUUGAGUUUUGACAAUAAAAUGGGUGACGACAGUGCAAUGGAGUGCGUGAGAAAUGACAAUGGGCGGGUUAAUUUAUACACAUCAUGGACGUAUCCGAAAGCUGAGCCAUACGUCAAAAGGUCUGACUCGUCACAGGAUAUAGUGCAAUUACUUGAAUCAUCGACAAUAGAUGGCAAGUUGUAUUGCAAGUUUAAACGGGACGCGGUCUCUGUGGUUAAAGGGCAGACCUUCGAUUUGGCUAAUAAUAAGUACUACUUGAUGGCGGUUUCCGGUGAUUCUAUGAAAGAUGCCGAACGCGUAGGCUUCCAUACUUUAGCUUACGAGUCAACUGGCGAGCCUCUCUCACUAGCCAGUGUAGGAGCUGCGACUGGAUCGUCAAAGCUAUUGCUGAAGUUACACGGUUCCUUUAUGUUGAUCGCUUGGAUUGGUACUGCCUCACUGGGCAUUGUUUUGGCAAGGUAUUUCAGAAAAACUUGGGUAGGAAAAACAUUGGGUGGAAAGGAUAUCUGGUUUGCUUACCACAGAAUACUUAUGGUGGCUACUUGGUUACUAACAGUGGUUGGUUUUAUACUAAUCCUUGUGGAAGUGGGAGGGUUCGCUACCACCGGAGAUAACCCUCACGCUAUUACCGGACUCGUCACUGUAAUACUGUGCUUCAUACAACCGAUUGGAGCAUACUUCAGACCUCACCCGGGUACACAAAAGCGUCCAAUAUUCAACUGGGCACACUGGCUGCUCGGCAAUGCUGCUCAUAUUUUAGGAAUUACAACAAUAUUCUUCGCCGUGUACCUUCAGAAGGCUGAGUUACCGUCGUGGACAGUAUUUAUUUUAGCUGCGUUUGUUGUUUUCCAUGUCAUUAUGCAUAUAAUACUAUCAUUAACGGUGUGCGUAUCUGAAGGCCGUAUCAGCAAUGGCCGUGUUAACUCGUUCCCAAUGAAAGACAUGUUAGGGCAUUCCAGACAAGUCAGUGCGGUCGACCGAAGCUCUGACGCGCCGUUUGCCGGCUUCAGAAAACAUCUCCUUGGAGUUUACGCGCCAAUAAUUUUAAUUUUCGUUGUAGCCGUCGUUUGUUUAGUAGCUUUAGCCCCGAUAGGUGUCUUAUAGUUCUAUGAUGGGUGCUUAAUUAAUUAUGCAUGACGAAUGGGUUUGUGUGUCUUUUCGAUAUAUAUAAACCUUACAAAAUAGUAAACAGUAAGAAAUAAUGUUAUUUAUUUCAAUUGCCUUAAUCAAUUCUAUUUCAAAGAUUCUUUAUUUCCAAUGUUCAUAAACUGCCUGGAAUCUAACAAACUUAUAACUAAACACGUUUUUAAAGCGGUUUUGCUUUUUUAAAACUUAUAAUAUUUCGAAAGGUUUAAGAAAUACUAAAUUUAACAAUGAGGUGAAUUACCUGGAAACUAUGCAUUCUUUAGAUGAGAUUUGCAUUUUGGACAUGCCUAGAUUAAAUAACUAAAAUUCUUAUUCUAUGAAGCAAUCAUUAAGAUUGGUCUUAUAAAAAUAAAAAACAUGUUAAAAUAUCGACCUUAUUCAGGUUUUUGAAAUCGUUUACAAAUAUUGGAGCAUUAUUAUCUGAGAAACUAUGCCCGGUGAUUUUAAUCAUAAUUCCACAGUCACAUGCUUUUCUUGGAAUACACAAAUAUUUUGUAAAUGAGUUUUAAUUACUAUAUUCAUCGGUUAGUUCUCAAUUUACUUUCCAAUGGAACUAGAAUGUAUAAGACAUUGAAUGUUUAUAUACUUUUAUAUCUAAUGCUUGAAGACGUAACACCUAAUAAUAAGUAGGUACGUAUGUUAAGUUAAGCACUUUCAACUAUAGUAUUUUAAAGUUACGAACUAAGGACGAGGUUGCUAAUACAAUCUUUAGCUCAAAGAAAACUUGUCGCUCCAUAUAUGUUGAUAAAAAAUAUCAAAAUGUUCUAAUCAAGGAUUUAUGGUUCAGUAAGAAAGAUUUUAUUCAACAUUGGUAUGAUUGUACACAAAAUGCACCGAUUUUUAUCACUUUAAUCUCAAAGAAUUUUGUCAGGCGAUGAAUUAAACAAUUGUAGGAUUAGCGAUUCAGGCGUUCAUGAUUAUUCAAGUAAGUUUCGGUCAUAGCGCGAAGCAGAGCCGCGACAACGAUUGUAAUUUCUAGUUGCUCUUCAUACUUAUAAAUAAGUCUGUUUUGGACACAUUCACUUAAGUAAAUGUGCAAGUUGUUUAUUAAACUAAGAAUUGCAUUUUGUUAAAAUUUAUAAUUAUGUAAGACCUUUACUUAUUUUUUAAUACUUACUAGAUAUUUACAGUUUAGCUUGAAAAGCUAAAUAUAUACUUAUACCAGUAAUUGUCCGUCCAUAAUUUCUGUGAUUCUACACAAGUUACAAUUAUGAGCAUGAUUUAAAAUUUUAUAUGAAGGUUGUAAACCCUUAUUUAUUUUAUUUAAAAAUAAAUGAUAAUUAUGUAUAUUAAUAUUUUAAGCAAACAGUAUGUUGUAAAUAAAGCUAGUAUAUGGAUA
Molecule: messenger RNA, 3531 nt
Organism: Pieris rapae (cabbage white)
Lineage: Eukaryota; Metazoa; Arthropoda; Insecta; Lepidoptera; Pieridae
Product: putative ferric-chelate reductase 1 homolog
Exons: 13
Coding region: 252-2150 (632 amino acids)
Molecular function (GO): oxidoreductase activity, acting on metal ions
Source: RefSeq, a predicted model, not a curated record